This is a messenger RNA of Fonsecaea monophora, 1047 nucleotides long. RefSeq lists its product as hypothetical. NCBI's taxonomy places the organism in Eukaryota, Fungi, Ascomycota, Eurotiomycetes, Chaetothyriales, Herpotrichiellaceae. The record is from RefSeq and is a predicted model, not a curated record. Bases 1 to 1047 code for a protein of 348 amino acids. The transcript is spliced from 2 exons.
AUGAGCCCGGUCGCUUGGCUAUUCAUUUCCAUGUUCGCCGGAGUUAUUCUGAUUCUCGCCAUCGUUUAUCUUUUUGCGCUCAAGAUCCGUCACGACAAGAAGAUAGCAGCUGGAAAGGCGGUGGAUGACAAAGUCUUUGGGAACGUCAUCGCAGACCCCAUCACUACAUAUCUUGGGACUCUGAAAGCGUUCAGUCCGCUUUAUCCUCAUUUCAGUGUUUUUUUCGGUGCACCAAAGAGUUUCCCAAGGAAGAGUUCUUUGUCCCUCUUACCUCAAAGAGAGCCAGGCAGCACCGGGCCUGUCGGUUACCGCGGAUCACCUUCUAACCAUCUUUGUUGGGUGUAUGUCAUAGCUGGCUCACUGACAAUAGAAAACCGACGGUUCAAAACGUCUCACGGCCUCGAAAUGUUGCCACUUUCCGCUCUCAUAAUCCUGGGCAUUGUGGGGGUUUUCAGCACCUUGACCUUCCUGUUCGCGGUAUAUCACACAAUCAAGACGAGACUUGAAGCAGGGAGACUAAAGAGUGCUGAAUUGGACAUUAACGUGUCUCUACCACUGACAGAAACCACAGUGGCUCCUGAAAUGACAGCGGCAUUUCUUAGACCAAUACCAAGCCCAGUGCUCUCGCCACCACCAAUCGAACGCGCUAGGACCCCAGAGGCAGAAUCCCCGCCUCCACUACCACGAGAGCUGGAGUUGGAAGAUGUAUUAGUCCCACAAACUUCAGUGCCCUUACCGUCCGCGAACAUGUUGCAUCCCAGAAUGCAGGGGGAAGAACCCUCCAUACCUUUGCGCGGGAAGUUUGGGGUUCAGAUGGACGACUUCAUCCGCGCAGAGACACCGCCACCUCUGCCUCCUACGAGCAGCAGCGACCUUGUUCCCCUUAUGAGAAAAGAGAGGGACAGCAUGCACGAAAUAUACGAGAUAUACAGCAAACUGCCCCCAGGGCCCAAGUCGGCUCCGGGGAGAAUAACGACCUUUGCCAUGGCGGAGAGUAAAUGGGCUUAUUUUGGGCAAAAGCGCGCAGAGGACAUGGAGCUGGUUUGA